CUUCCUGGAAAGAAAGUGAAACUUUGUCCGAGUGACGGCAGAGCUGAGACAAAUCUCUGUGUUUCUGUCGAAGGAAACAUUAAACUGAGUACAUCAGGUUUUUCUCAACAAUUGACUCAAAUACUGUGUGUAGACAUGUCUGCUGCCAGCAGUCUGCUGUUGGAAGAUAAGUUUCUGUGCUCCAUCUGUCUGGAUGUGUUCACUGAUCCAGUCACCACACCAUGUGGGCACAACUUCUGCAAAACCUGCAUCACUGAGCACUGGAAUGUAAAUGCCCUGUGGCAGUGUCCUAUAUGUAAAAAGUUGUUUAUCACCAAACCUGAGCUGUACGUCAACACUUUCAUCUCAGAGAUGGUUGCUCAGUUCAGACAGACGGCUCAACAGGAAGCCAGCAGCAGCAGCUCAGAGCAACAAGAGUCCAAACCAGGAGAAGUUCCCUGUGACGUCUGCACUGGAACCAGACUGAAGGCCCUGAAGUCCUGCCUGGUCUGUCUGGUCUCCUACUGUGAGACUCACCUGGAGCCUCAUCUGACAGCUUCACGUCUGAAGAGACAUCAGCUGAUCGACCCUGUGGAGAACCUGGAGGGCAGGAUGUGUAUGACACACGAUAAACCUCUGGAGCUGUUCUGUAAGACUGACCAGACAUGUGUCUGCAUGCUGUGCACUGUUUUAAACCACAAGACACAUGAUGUUGUUCCUCUGAGAGAAGAAUAUGAUGAAAAGAAGGCAGAGCUGGGAAAGACAGAGGCUGAAAUUCAGCAGAUGAUCCAGAAGAGACGACUGAAGAUUCAGGAGAUCAAACAGUCAGUGAAGCUGAGUAAAGAAGACGCAAACAGAGAGAUAGAAGAAGGUGUUCAGAUCUUCACUUCUCUGAAGGAGUCUGUUGAGAGAGGCCUGAAUGAGCUCAUCAAAACGAUAGAAGAGAAGCAGAAAACAACAGAAAAACAGACAGAAGUUUUCAUCCAAGAGCUGGAACAAGAAAUCUCUGAGCUGAUGAAGAGGAGCACUGAGGUGGAGCAGCUCUCACGCUCUGAGGACCACCUCCAUCUUCUCCAAAGCUUCUCUCCUCUGAAGGAUGUCCCAACCACCAAAGACUGGACAGAGGUCAGCGUCCAUCCAGCAUCAUAUGAGGGGACUGUGGUGAGAGCUGUGGCUCAGCUGGAGGAGACGCUCAGUAAAGAGAUGAAGAAGCUGAUUGAAGCAGAGCUGAAGAGGGUCCAGCAGUAUGAAGUGGAUGUGACUCUUGAUCCUGAUACAGCAAAUCCCUAUCUCAUCCUGUCUGAUGAUGGGAAACAAGUGACUCAUGAUGAUGUGAAGAAACGUCUUCCAGACCAUCCAAAGAGAUUUUCUACCUGUGCUUGUGUUUUAGGAAAGCAAAGUUUCUCUUCAGGCAGAUUUUACUUUGAGGUUCAGGUUAAAGGAAAGACUGAUUGGAACUUUGGAGUCGCCAGAGAAUCGAUCAACAGGAAGGGACUAAUCACACUGAGUCCUGAGAACGGUUUCUGGACUAUAUGGCUGAGAAAUGGAAAUGAGUACGAAGCUCUUGACGCCCAUGUUGUCAGUCUCUCUCUGAAGUCUCCGCCUCAGAAGGUGGGGGUGUUUGUGGAUUAUGAGGAGGGUCUGGUCUCCUUUUAUGAUGUAGAUCCUGCAGCUCUUAUCUACUCCUUUACUGGCUGCUCCUUCACUAAGAAACUCUUCCCGUACUUCAGUCCCUGGCUUGAUGACGGUGGUAAAAACUCUGCACCUCUGAUCAUCUCUCCUGUCAGUGAGUAGAUGGAUGAGGCGUAAACAAAGAGAUUCACUGUGAUAUAAAGAAUCAAAUAUGCAUAUUCAGUGGCAAAGUACAGUUUAAAUGUUUCAUCUUCAAACCGUGAUUAUGCAAUUUCAUGUAUCUCAUUACUGAUAAAUUUCCCCACACAGAUGGUUUAUUAACCCAUUUAACAACAGUUAACAAUAAUUUGAUAAUAAUAAAACACUGACACAGAACGUUUCACUGCACUGUGACUACUUUUACUUUGAGCACUUCAAGUCCCUUUUCCUGAGAAUACUUAGAUACUUAAAUUAGGUUUUGAAUACAAGACUUGAACUUGUAGUGGAGUAUUUUCUCAGAGUGGUAUUAGCGGUCUCUUGUUCCUCUUCUGUGAGCUGUUUACAUUUAAUUCAUCAGGUGAUCAACAGACAAAAUAAUCUGCAACUAUUCAUCAAUUUAUCAAACUUUAAGUACUUUUUUGAAGCAAAAAUGGCAAACAUUCACAAGUUCCAGCCUCUCAAAUGUGAAUAUUUGCUGGUUUUCUUGGUCUUAGAUGUUUGGCUUUUGGUUAUUAUGAAUCAUAAUUGGCUUGUUUCACCUUUUCUCUGACAUUUCAGUGACCAAAAUAUAAAUCAAGAAAACAAAAACUGUUAGUUUCAACGUUAGAACUUUUGUUGUAUUUUUUAAAUCUCUUCAGCUGUUAUUGGGUUUUGAGCAUUUGAACAAAAUAAAUAUGGCCUGACGUCCCUCUGGAUUUUCACUAUCAGCUGCUGAUCAGUCUGAAAGCUGUGAAAUGAUGAUUUGUCAGACUGCCUACGUUGACACCACUUACAACCUGGAACACAGCAGUGUGACAUUAUCCUUUUGAGAAGAGCUUUUCACCUUCCCUCCCCUAGCGUGACGUGAGAGUAAAUUGGCCGUAGUGUCAAUAUGGUCUAUGGUUCAUAUUCAUGAUCAUUCACACAGAUUUCAGUUGAUUUAAGUUUCUCUUUGACUCUACUGAAGGGUCAAUUCCGGGGGGCAAUAGGGAUUUGUAAUAUAAUGCAAUUUCAUUGAAUGUGAUGUAAUUACUGCAACACUCUUCUGAUUGUAUUUGUACAAAAUGUUUUUUGCACAUUUCUCUCACAAGAAAAGAAUAAAAUGGAAAGAGGU
Molecule: messenger RNA, 2902 nt
Organism: Chelmon rostratus (copperband butterflyfish)
Lineage: Eukaryota; Metazoa; Chordata; Actinopteri; Chaetodontiformes; Chaetodontidae
Product: E3 ubiquitin-protein ligase TRIM39-like
Exons: 2
Coding region: 136-1773 (545 amino acids)
Molecular function (GO): protein binding; zinc ion binding
Source: RefSeq, a predicted model, not a curated record